Messenger RNA from Amoebophrya sp. A120, 2090 nucleotides. Lineage: Eukaryota; Dinophyceae; Syndiniales; Amoebophryaceae. The record is from the annotation of a GenBank genome assembly.
GCGGUCGUCGCAAGGCGAGCAAAUAAGCAUUGUAGGUCAAGAGAGAAGCGUUUUGCGUUCGUUCGCAAGCACGUGGUUUGCAAUUUGUCUUCGGUUCAGUUUCGUGAAAGACAAAGAGAAGCAGUUUGUCUGCGUGACAACUAGAGGGCGACGGGGAUAUAUACACGACCUCUGCAACUAAAGGUAAAGGAACAUGCCCGAAGUACUGUCUUCUUCUUCUUCCUCCGUCGGCGAGGCCGGCGGAGUCGCGUCUUCGUCCUCUAGCGUGAGCCCUUUUGGCCGAGUGGGAAACGAGAGGGACGUGGCUUCCUACUACAAAAAGAGCAACUACGGCCCGAAUCCGCCGGACGAUGGUGUUCGCGGCCACUUGAUCGAUGGAAAAGCGAUUUCCGCCGGGAUUCGCAAGGCGCUAGCCGCGAAGAUAGUCGAAGUUCAGGAGGGUGUGCGGUCCUUAAGCGCGGGCACUGUUGAAGACCCGCGGCCUCCGGGCUUAACCGUUGUCCUGGUAGGCGAAGAUCCUGCAAGCAAGGUCUACGUUUCCCGGAAGCAAAAAGCCUGUGACGAGGUUUGCAUUGACAGCACUCUGAUGCGUUUGCCGGCGGAGACCACACCGCAGGAACUGCUGGACCUUGUUGACAAGCUCAACAAGGACGACAAAUGCGACGGAAUCUUGGUACGAGCUUGUUCAUCGAGCAGUUUCGGAAUGGUGCAGCGAAGUCGUGACUUCAAUGAUCUCAAUAGCCUUGCACACAAAACCUCCUUGUUCGGGCCGCAACUUUUUACGACAUGCAGCGAGUCCUUUUCUAUUUUUUCAGGUCCAGCUGCCUCUCCCGACAGCCGAGUUGCGAGCGAUUCAGAGCGACUUAUUGCACCGCAUUUCUCCGAAGAAGGACGUGGACGGGUUUCACCCGGAGAACUUGGGGCUUCUAAUGGCCCGCGAGCCCGGGCUGCGGCCGUGCACCCCCUUCGGCGUGAUGCACCUCAUCUGGUCCACCGGGGUCAACCCUUAUGGGCUUCGUUGCCUCGUGGUGGGCGCUUCGAACCACGUAGGGCGUCCGAUGGUGAUGGAACUCCUGCUCAAUGGCUGCUCGGUCUCGGUCGCGCAUAAGUUCACAAAGCCGGAAGGUAAGUAGAACUUUUUGUCGUAUUGGAAUCUGCGCCUUCGGGUAGAAAAUCUGAUUUUAGAUGCGAGCGACAACCACGUGAAAAAUCAAUACUGUUGAAAGUGAAACAGAUUUGGAAACUUUCGUCCGUGAAGCGGAGUGCGUAAUUGUGGCGGUGGGCAAGCCCGGCAUCGUGAAAGGUGAGUGGAUUCGUGACGGCGCCAUCGUCAUUGACGUUGGCAUUAACCGCGUGGAAGCCACUGGCAAACUGGUCGGUGACGUCGAAUUUGACACUGCAAAGGAGCGCGCUCGCUGGAUCACGCCGGUUCCCGGGGGUGUGGGACCCAUGACUGUUGCGAUGCUGCUACAAAACACCGUGCAGGCGUACGGGAAAAACAUUCUGCCCGGAUCAGCGGUGGAGUAAAGUAGUUUUUCCUGCGACCGCCCGGCUUUUCAGUAGGAGAAGAGCCAAUGAAUUCGUACCUUGUCAAAAGCUAGUAGCGGCAAGACGAGCAACAGUUUCUUGAAUUUUUGCCAAAUGCUAAAAUUAUCUUCCAAGCAGAAACUGAAAAAUAUUCGGAGGGAGCUGGAUCUUUUCUUUUUUGCAUUUAGCGGCCGCGCGAAUUACGCCGCGGCUAUGCUUUAUCUCUCUUGCAGGUCCUAACCCUAAGAUUUUAAACCGGAAAUUUAUUAGACGUGUGCAGACGACGUGGUUUCAAAGAAAGACAAAGAUUGUAUGCAACUGAUAGUGAACGUGAAGGCACUGUCGCUGUGACUGAAGAUGUAGCCGAGUCUUCACAGACUAAAAGUUGGGAAGUAGCAAUGGAGCUACGCAGUUCCGCAUUUGAUGACGUGUUUUCGGACUCGUCACGACUAUGAGCCUUCUUCCUGAAUGCACAAAAGUAUCAAGAGAUAAAAUCGGAGGACUGAGCCAGAACGAAUCGUCAUAUGGGUUCGCUUUGAAGUUCGACCAUGCAGUGAGUCGUU